AUGUAUGCCGCUGUCUCCGUCGUGCCCCUCGACAUAGUGCCGGCCAACGCGGCCGUGGAGGUGGUAAGGCUGAUGUGCAUGUUCGGAGCCGACCUACACAGGGUCAACUCGGAGGGGAUGAACACGCUCCAUUUCCUGAUCAAAAGAUGCAUUUCCGGCGCACAGGGUGACCCCGCCUCCGACGGGUGGUCGCCUACGCGCGCCGGCCUGAACCCCGAAUCGAUGCGAUCGCCCUCCGCAGGCGGAACUACAGGCAGUGAUGAUAGUGAACCGGCAAGCGACGACCUGGAAACAUCAGAUCUGGACCCAGAGCAGUCCGUCGGCUCCCAGGAGUUGUAG
Thermothelomyces thermophilus ATCC 42464 is the source of this 339-nucleotide messenger RNA. RefSeq lists its product as uncharacterized. The coding region runs from base 1 to 339 and encodes 112 amino acids. The transcript has 2 exons. Lineage: Eukaryota; Fungi; Ascomycota; Sordariomycetes; Sordariales; Chaetomiaceae. The record is from RefSeq and is a predicted model, not a curated record.